Messenger RNA from Sclerotinia sclerotiorum 1980 UF-70, 1305 nucleotides. RefSeq lists its product as hypothetical. The coding region runs from base 1 to 1305 and encodes 434 amino acids. The transcript has a single exon. The record is from RefSeq and is a predicted model, not a curated record. Lineage: Eukaryota; Fungi; Ascomycota; Leotiomycetes; Helotiales; Sclerotiniaceae.
AUGUCAGCGGCUGCAACAACGAAGAACAAAACACUCCAGCGACGCUUAGUCUCCAUCCCAUUCAAGACGUUGCCUAGAACAUUUCGCGAUGCAAUCACUUUUACUAGGCGACUUGGACUACAAUAUUUAUGGAUAGACUCCUUAUGCAUUAUUCAAGAUUCUUCGCAAGAUUGGCAACAAGAAUCGGCUAAGAUGGGAAAAAUUUACUCUCAUGCUUACUGCACGAUCUCAGCAGCCGCAGCAAGCAACUGUGAAGAAGGACUUUUUGCAUUACAUUGCGAGUUACCGUUGCUUCCUGUAACUCCUAACGCACCUGCGAUUCUUUUCAAAAUCUCUUUUCCCGGAUGGGAUAGUCUUUUUAAUAAAAGUACAUUAAUUCGAAGAAGUUGGACCCUACAGGAACGAGAACUUUCACCCAGAAUCUUACAUUUCACUAAACACACUUUGCUCUUCGAGUGCCGAGAGGCUCGUAUAUCCGAUCAUAAUCAUGAAUUGAAUAGUAAUCAAUGGGUUUUGAAAUCUAGUCUAUCACGAUAUUUCUUGAACUCGAGUGUACGAUGUCUCGACAAAAUCCACAGUGGUAGCGUUACUGCACCACACCAUGAUUUGGUAACUGAAAAGUAUUAUGAACUAUGGCGAAGGAUGGUGCAGGAUUAUAACAGCCGUCAACUGACGCAUCGCACAGACAAGUUCCCGGCACUCUCUGGUCUCGCCCUUGAAUUUGCAUAUCUUUUGAAUGAUGAAUAUGCAGCAGGGCUAUGGCGAAAGGAUCUUCUGAGAGGCUUGUGUUGGAAAUGGUCAUCGAACGGCGCUAGAAAGCAAAGUGCGAUUCAUUAUGGGCCUUCAUGGUCAUGGGCUAAAAUGGAUGUUUCCAUAACAUAUGGACUCAUUCGAGAAGACCGAGUUUUCGAAUCGAGAAGUGAACGAGGACAAUUCGUUCAUGUACCCGUAGAUUCGCGAUUUAGCGAUCCGGAAAUCUUACAUGUUAGUAUUGUUCCGGAGGGAAGAGAUCCUCGUGGAACUUUGAUCUCAGGGAGGAUAUAUCUUCGCGGACAACUGCUUCACCUGCGACGAUCUAAAGCUGGCGAUUAUUCAAUUGAUGGCGAAUCAUUACGAAUUAUUUUUGAUUAUUUACCUCAACCACUAGUAAACCUUUACCUUCUGAGCUUGGGCCGGACGAAUGUGGGUUUGGUUCUUCAGGUAUUCGAAGCAGGUAGCAAAGAAUAUAUUCGAGUAGGCGUGAUUGCUCCUACUGAAUGGGAAUGGUUCCAAGACAUUGAAUCUGAGGAUUUAACACUAGUUUGA